CAAGAUUCGCAGCUCUCUCUCUCUCUGAGAAUUCGAUCAUUUCCAUCUGUCUCUCUGCUCAGGUCUAUCUCUCUCUCUUUGAAAUCGGAGAAAAUGAGCGUGAUCGACAUCCUCACGCGCGUCGAUUCGAUAUGCAAGAAAUACGAUAAAUACGAUGUAGACAAGCUGAGAGAUCAGAACAUCUCCGGCGACGAUGAUUUCGCUCGCCUCUACUCCGUCGUCGAAUCUGACAUCGAUGCUACUCUCCAGAAAGCGGAGGUUGCUUCCACGGAGAAGAACAGGGCUGCGGCUGUGGCAAUGAAUGCUGAGAUCCGAAGGACCAAGGCUCGAUUGCUUGAGGAAGUCCCAAAGUUGCAGAGACUAGCCCUUAAGAAGGUCAAAGGGCUUUCAAAAGAAGAACUCGCUACCCGUAAUGAUUUGGUUCUUGCACUGCCAGAGAGGAUUCAGGCAAUACCAGAUGGGACUGCAACUGCAUCCAAGCAAGGUGGAGGUUGGACAGCUUCUGCCUCUGGCCCGCAAAUCAAAUUCGACAUGACUUCAGCCGAUGGAAGAUUCGAUGAUGAAUUCUUUCAGCAAAGCGAAGAAUCAAGUCAAUUUAGGCAGGAGUAUGAAAUGAGAAAAAUAAAACAGGAUCAAGGUCUGGAUGUAAUAGCAGAGGGAUUGGAUACACUGAAAAAUAUGGCGCAUGACAUGAAUGAGGAAAUGGACAGGCAAGUUCCUUUGAUGGAUGAAAUCGACACGAAGGUGGACAGGGCGACUUCUGACCUUAAAAAUACUAACGUGAGGCUUAAGGAGACAGUUAACCAGCUGAGGUCCAGCCGCAAUUUCUGUAUUGAUAUCAUUCUGCUAUGUGUUAUUCUGGGAAUCGCUGCCUACUUGUACAAUGUCUUGAAGAAGUGAAAUGCUUGGAGGAUUACAUGAACAGUUUGUUUGGUGCUAAUGUUGCCCGUGUUAUUUUGUUCUAUGGCUUCGGGACUUGUUAUGUAUAGUUGGCUGUAUCCUUAAUGAUUUUCUUCGUUUAUCUUUUUUCCUGAACUUCAGUUUCUGUUUUCAUACCCUCCGUAACACUACUUGUCUUUCAGAAUUUCGGUGUAACGCAGGAUCAUGAGUGCAUUGGUUUU
Molecule: messenger RNA, 1121 nt
Organism: Magnolia sinica
Lineage: Eukaryota; Viridiplantae; Streptophyta; Magnoliopsida; Magnoliales; Magnoliaceae
Product: syntaxin-71
Exons: 9
Coding region: 94-900 (268 amino acids)
Biological process (GO): vesicle fusion; intracellular protein transport
Cellular component (GO): endomembrane system; SNARE complex
Molecular function (GO): SNARE binding; SNAP receptor activity
Source: RefSeq, a predicted model, not a curated record